UAGAUGUGUAUCUAUCUAUCUAUUAUGUGUAACAUGUUUCAUGGCAAUAUUGGCAUAGCACCAGCCAUGACCUAGCUAUACUGUUCUCUUUUUAAUUACCCAAUUUAGGAAAAUAUCAGUCGGAUUACCUUGUUGAUUGGUUAAUUAAAAUUCGUGGCUUGGUUAAUUGUGCUAGUUUAUUGGUUAAUUGAAUUGUUUUCUUGUAGAGAUUUCGUGUGCCAUUGAUUGUAAAUUCAGUGUCUCGUAUUUUGGGGUUGUCGAUAGUCUCUCUCUCCCUUUAUUUAAGUUUACCCAAUUUUAUUAUAAAGCUUACUCCUUUUCUUCUGAAUUUGAAGUUGGACAGUUUUGAGAGUUUCACCAUUGCUUUGACUCAUGAGGGAUUUAGGGUUUUAAAUUUGUGGGCUGGUUUCCAGUUUGUGGGAACUGGGGAGUACUAAUUGGGUAUGAAAUUAUGAAUUGACUUAUUUUAUUUUACCAGGAAUUGUUGUCAUUCAUUCUACAGUUUGCAACUUGGCAUGCAUUUCUCCAAAUUGACCUAAUAAAAGAACGAUUAUUUUAAGUUUAGCAGGCAACAUAUUGAGGAGUUCUCUUGUAUCAAUUUUAAAGAUUCAGGUUGUAAAAUUAAUUACUUUUGUUUUUUUUAUUCUCUGUUUUUUCUGUUUCUACGUCUCCAUCCGGCUUUAAUGGGUGCAUUGGAAACAGGCGAGCUACAUGCAUGUGUACAUAUGUGGAUGUGUUGGUUUUAUCUUUGAUAUCUUUGAUUGUAAUGAGCUGCAGUAGCGCUAGUAAUGGCUCAGUGACAUCUUUGGCAAGUGUAUCUCCACAUUGAAUUCCAAUCUAUUUAUAAGCUAGUAUUUCUGAAUGGAGUUAGUUCUGAACUAAUCAUUGUAAAAAUUCCUGAUAAUCCUAGAAUUUCCUUCUGAGUGGGCAUGGGCAGGCUGUUCUGGAUUACCAACUCAACCCUCAUAACAUGUCAACCACAAAUUUGUGUUCUGAAAAAAAAAUUAAGCAAAAACAUAUUGAUUGCGCUUCUUAUGAAAUUUAGUGUAAGCAUUGAGUCAAUACAUUUCCUUUCUGGACUAAAUGGCAAAACUAGUAUCAGGAGUGCUCUUAGAAACCAGAAUUUCCGAAUGACAAUUAAUUAAUGCUUAAGAAUGGAAUGAGUUUUGAAAGCCAGCAAGAGCUGUUAAUAUCCUGAUCCUCUUAUGCAAAAGGAACUUCAGCCAUCAUAUAUAUUUUCAGGUUAUAACUUUCAUCACGGGGUCUCCUUUAUAGGUUAAAUGUAUAUGAGUGCUGUAAAAGUUAAAGACUCCAUUCCAGCUAUGGUGAAAGUGAUGCUGUAAAACUAUUGAAAGAGUUUAAUUACAUGCUAUGUAGUCAAACCUGGUACAAACAGUCUAGCAUCAGCGUAGAACUACUAAAAUUGCAUUCUUUUGGCUGAUUACAUAUUUCAUUUUCUCAGGUGCUGUGUCUUAUGUUAAUUUAACCUACUGCUUACUGCCACUUUCAGUUUUACUCUUGGCUGUGGCGGGGCAGGCUCAUUUUCGAAGAUUAUGGUGCACAAUAGCGGCAGGACUUUAUUUUAGUGUUCAAAUAUGGAAGUGCUUCCUUGUGCUCCUCAUGUUGGAGAGUCAGAUUGCCCUAAACCUGAACAAGGAACAGCUUUUAAGGAUGAUGGAAAAUCUGGCUGCCUUCAAGGUUCAGAUUUUGUUAGAACAGAUCUCAAAUUUGAUGACUUAACUCUUACUGUUGGAGAAUCUCAUGAAGUAAGAGAAGAUGGAGAUGAUUUUGCUGAACCUUGCCAUGUAUUAGAAAAUUCUCACCAAAUCUCGAAUACAAUUGGAGGCGGAUUGUCAAGUAACCACCAGGAGGGUUCACCUCAUUUGGAAAUCAAAGGCCUAGAUGAGCCCCAAGCAGUUUGGGUAAAGUGGAGAGGACAGUGGCAGUCAGGGAUUAGAUGUGCAAGGGCUGACUGGCCAUUAUCAACUUUAAAAGCAAAGCCAACUCACGACAGGAAACAAUAUCUUGUGAUAUUCUUUCCUCACACCAGAAAUUAUUCUUGGGCAGAUGUACAACUAGUUCGUCCAAUCGACGAAUUUCCCGAUCCCAUUGCUUACAAGACGCACCAAGUUGGUAUAAAGAUGGUUAAAGAUUUGACAGUUGCGCGUCGUUUUAUCAUGCAGAAGUUGGCUGUGGGGAUGCUAAAUAUUCUUGACCAAUUAAAUCGCGAGGCUUUGAUAGAGAGUGCUCGUGAUGUGAUGGUCUUGAAGGAUUUUGCCAUGGAGGCCUCACACUGUAAAGAUUAUUCAGACCUUGGAAAGAUGCUUUUGAAACUUCAGAAUAUGAUACUGACGCGUUGCAUUACUUCAGAUUGGCUACUCAAGUCUUUGGAGUCUUGGAAACAACGAUGUCAUGAUGCAAAUAGUGCAGAAUGCAUAGAAAUGCUAAAAGAGGAAUUGUCCAACUCCAUCUUAUGGAAUGAAGUAAAUUUACAAUCAAGUGAAGCAGCACAGUUGGAUGGGGGAUCUGACUGGAAGAGCCGGAAAUCUGAGUUUAUGAAAUGGUUUUCAGUUUCACAUCCUAUAUCUACAGACGUGGCUUUGGAACAACCUGUUAGUGAUAGCCCAUUGACCAUGGAACUUCAGACGCCAAAGAAAAGGCCCAAGCUUGAGGUUCGUCGUGCUGAUACGCAUGUGUCUGGUACGUCAGGUACACAUCAAUCUGUUCUUGUUGAGACUGAUGCCUCCUUUUUUAAUGGGUACAUGAAUUCGGCAUUGCUGGAUGCUGAAACUUUAAAAAGAAACAGUCCCGUUGAGGUUGCUGACCUAGCAGGAUCUACUAGUUGUGCAGCUAAUAGUUGGAAUGAUAUAGUAGUUGAGGCUGGAAAUGUGGCUGUUACUAAGACUGCUAAAGAGGUGGACCUGACUCCUUCCAGUGUUAUUACUCAUAAGUUCUCAGAAUCAGGAAAUCAUAAUCGACAAUGCAUGGCUUUCAUUGAAGCUAAAGGAAGACAAUGUGUGAGGUAUGCCAGUGAGGGAAAUGUAUACUGUUGUGUGCAUCUUUCCUCUCGUUUCAUUGGAAGUUCUGCUAAAGCCGAAGUAACACCUCCCACCGACUCACCAAUGUGUGGAGGUACCACAGUGCUCGGAACUAAAUGCAAGCACAGAGCUCUAAUUGGUUCUUCAUUCUGCAAGAAACACAGGCCGCAUGAUGGAAAAAACAUUUCAUCUCCUGUUAAUAAACUAAAAAGAAAAUUUGAAGAAAAUCUUAUGUAUCCAGAGGGUACAGGUCCUAUUAAAUUGGUUCUUUCCAGAGAAGAUGCAAAUCCUGCCCAUCUAGAUCCACUGUUGUUGGAUAGGGGAAAAGACCACCCUCAAGAAAGCAGUGUCAGUGAGAAGACCGAGCAGCCUCAACAAAGUUCGCCUAGUGAUGAAACAUUGCAAUGCAUAGGUUCAUGGCCCCAGGUUGGUGAACCCUGUCUCGAGAGUCCCAAAAGGCACUCCCUAUACUGCGAUCAACAUAUACCAAGCUGGCUUAAACGGGCAAGAAAUGGAAAGAGUAGGAUAGUUUCCAAGGAGGUGUUCAUGGAGCUUCUGAAAAAUUGUCAGUCAAGGGAGCGAAAAUUGCAAUUACACCAGGCAUGUGAAAUUUUCUACAGGCUUUUAAAAAGCAUAUUAUCUUUGAGAAAUCCAGUACCUAAGGAAGUACAAUUUCAAUGGGCUAUUGCUGAAGCUUCGAAAGACACCAGAGUAGGGGAAUUUUUAAUGAAAUUGGUCUUCAGUGAAAAGGAGAGGUUAAAGAAGCUAUGGGAUUUUGGAGAUGGUCAAAGCUUGCAAGCUUCAUUAACCAUUGAAGAUUUGGUGCCGGUUCAGGUGCAGAGGCUUAAAGAUAGUUGUGAAGAAACUGUGAUUAAGUGCAAAAUAUGCUCAGAGGAACUUACUGAUGACCAAGCACUUGGAAAGCACUGGAUCGAGAGCCACAAGAAAGAAGCUCAAUGGCUAUUUAGAGGCUACGUGUGUGCAAUUUGCCUGGAUUCUUUUACUAACAGAAAGAUUUUGGAAACUCAUGUGCAAGAGAGGCAUCAUGUGCAGUUUGUGGAGCAGUGCAUGCUUUUGCAGUGUAUUCCGUGUGGCAGUCAUGUUGGGAAUCCAGAUGAGUUAUGGUCGCAUGUGCUCUCAGUUCAUUCCUCCAAUUUACGUUUGUCUAGUACCUCUCAACAGCAGGAUACCAGUUCAUUGCACAAAAUAGAGGCAAACAAGUUGGGUUCCGUAGAACAUGCAAAGUUUGACAAUCAGUCAGUUAAUCGGAGAUUCAUUUGCAGGUUUUGUGGCUUGAAAUUUGAUUUGUUACCUGAUCUUGGUCGCCAUCAUCAAGCUGCUCAUAUGGGAGAGCAAACCUCCAGCGGUCCCCGUUUGAAAAAGAAGGGUAUUCAAUUUUAUGCCCAGAAGCUGAAAUCAGGCAGACUGACUCGUCAUGGAUUUAAAAAGGCUUUGACUUCAGCAUCAUAUAAAAUUAGGAAUAGGAGUGUGCAAAAUUUGAAGAAGCGUAUCCAGGCGUCGAGUUCUAUUGUCCCAACUGAGAUCAUAGUGCAACCUUCUGUACCGGAUGCUGCUACUCUUGGUAGAUUGGCAGAUUCUCAGUGCUCAGCUGUUGCUAAGUUACUAAUAUCUGAAAUAAAAAAGACAAAACUGCGGCCCAAUAAUUCAGAAAUUCUGUCAAUUGCCAGCUCAGCUUGUUGUAAGGUUAGUUUGCAAGCUUCAUUAGAGGAAAAAUAUGGAGUCCUGCCUGAAAGGCUGUACCUUAAAGCUGCCAAACUAUGCAGCGAUCAUAACAUUAUAGUUGAAUGGCACCGAGAUGAUUUUAUUUGUUCUAAAGGGUGCUUGCAAAGUGUGAAGUUUCUGUUUUUGUCUCCGCUGGUGCCAUCAUCAGACAAUUCUUUCAAGACUAGAUGUUCUCCCGUACCUAACCUUUUGAGUUCAGAAUGGACAUUGGAUGAAUGUCAUUGUGUUAUUGAUUCCCAGCACUUUUCCAUGGAUCUAUCCGAGAAAAAUGUUAUUUUAUGUGAUGACAUAAGUUUUGGACAAGAACCCAUGCCGAUAGCUUGUGUGGUGGAUGAAAAUAUUUUGAAUGCUGAGGGACCUGAUGGGCAAAGUACAGAGUACUCCUUUCCUUGGGAAAGCUUUACUUAUGUUAGAAAGCCAUUGCUUGAUGAAUCCCUUGUUCUUGAAUCAGAGAGUUUGCAAUUGGGGUGUGCUUGUGCUCAUUCAACAUGUUCUUCUGAAACAUGCGAUCACGUGUAUCUUUUUGACAAUGAUUAUGAAGAUGCAAAAGAUAUCUGCGGAAAGCCUAUGCACGGAAGGUUUCCAUAUGAUGAGAGAGGUUGCAUUAUAUUGGAGGAGGGUUAUCUUGUUUACGAGUGCAAUCAGAGGUGCAGUUGCAGCAGAGCUUGCCGGAAUAGGGUUUUGCAAAAUGGAGUGCAAGUGAGGUUGGAAAUAUUUAAAACAGAGAGAAAGGGUUGGGCAGUAAGGGCUAGGCAAGCAAUUCCUUGUGGUUCAUUUGUCUGCGAGUACAUUGGUGAGGUUAUAGAUGAAAAUGAAGCAAAUGAGAGACGCAGCAGGUAUAGUACAGAAGGUUGUGGAUAUUUUUAUGAGAUUGAUGCUCGCAUCGAUGACAUGAGCAGAUUAAUGGAAGGGCAGGUCUCUUAUGUGAUUGAUGCCACAAAUUAUGGAAAUGUUUCUCGUUACAUUAACCACAGCUGUUCGCCCAAUCUCGUGAAUCAUCAAGUUCUGAUAGAAAGUAUGGACAGUAAGCUGGCACAUAUCGGACUCUAUGCCAGCCGUGAUAUUGCUUUGGGUGAGGAAUUGACUUAUGAUUUCCGAUACAAGCUGUUGGCUGGAGAAGGAUGCCGUUGUGAAUGUGGGGCUUCGAAUUGCAGGGGAAGGCUUUAUUAAUGUGUUAAGAGGGUGAGAAGAUGGUUCAGUGAUGGAUUGAAGCUUAUGCAAUCUAACGUAGCUUAUAGUUAGUGCCAUGAAUUCAAUGUAUUAUUUUCAGUUUGAUUUUUGCAUAAUGCAGAUGCUUCUAUUUCCUCUAAUUUAGCCCUGAUUCAUAUGUAUCUUCAAAUCUUGUUAAACAAGGCCAUAAUUUGCCAUUUAGAUGUU
This is a messenger RNA of Salvia splendens (bonfire salvia), 6158 nucleotides long. Its product is annotated as histone-lysine N-methyltransferase SUVR5. The transcript is spliced from 12 exons. Bases 1596 to 5951 code for a protein of 1451 amino acids. NCBI's taxonomy places the organism in Eukaryota, Viridiplantae, Streptophyta, Magnoliopsida, Lamiales, Lamiaceae. The record is from RefSeq and is a predicted model, not a curated record. Gene Ontology annotation, cellular component: nucleus. Gene Ontology annotation, molecular function: histone methyltransferase activity; zinc ion binding; protein binding.